Anguilla rostrata (American eel) is the source of this 2317-nucleotide messenger RNA. RefSeq names its product ubiquitin domain-containing protein 2-like. Gene Ontology annotation, molecular function: protein binding. Bases 485 to 1081 code for a protein of 198 amino acids. Lineage: Eukaryota; Metazoa; Chordata; Actinopteri; Anguilliformes; Anguillidae. The record is from RefSeq and is a predicted model, not a curated record. The transcript has 5 exons.
UCCAAUGAGCAACAUCACUCAAUUAAUUCACAUCCCAAGUUUACAAUCGGUUUUGUCAGUAUUAUUUUCAGUGGUCAUUUUCUGGAAGUAUCUGUCCUAAUGCCGAGAACACAGGAGAUAACAGCCCCAGGUUCCGAUGCGAACCCCUGCCCUAGUGUGACAGGACUCCAGACCCCUGAUCUUUCCCGCAUGGAGGACCUCGCUUUACACGCAGCAGAGAUGGCGGGAGGUUUCCUCGCGGUUAUGGAGCCCGCUCUGCGCCCCUGGAGAGACGAGCUGUGUGAAUUUGGGGUUCUGCACGGUCCAAAACUCUGGAAGCACAGCUGCAGAGUGACAGUUGGAUCCAGGAGGCGUCUGACCAACCGAGGAGUGUCUGAGUCGCUGCAGCUGGAGCUGGAAACAGGAUGUGAAGUGAAAUGAAGUGGCUCUGGGGCGGAACCAGCCCCUGAAGCGGGACAAGCCCAAAUGGAAGAGCGACUACCCCAUGACGGACGGGCAGCUGCGGAGCAAGCGCGAUGAAUUCUGGGACACGGCGCCGGCCUUCGAGGGCCGCAAGGAGAUCUGGGACGCGCUCAAGGCCGCCGCCCACGCCUUCGAGAGCGGCGACCACGAGCUGGCGCAGGCCAUCAUCGACGGGGCGAGCAUCACGCUGCCGCACGGUGCCCUGACGGAGUGCUACGACGAGCUGGGCAGCAGGUAUCAGGUGCCCAUCUACUGCCUGGCCCCGCCCGUCAACACGAUCGAGGAGAAGAGUGAGCUGAGCGAGCUGGACGCGCGGGACGUCCCGGAGCCCCCCCCGCCGGACUCGGGCCAGGAGUGCCUGCUCCGCCUGCGCCUCUCCAGCGGGCGGGACCUGCGGCUGCCCGUGCGCUCCACCGACUCCGUGCUGCACAUGAAGCUCCGCCUCCAGGCCCAGGAGGGCGUGGCCGCCGCCGCCCAGCGCUGGUUCUUCUCCGGGCGGCCGCUGACCGACCGGAUGAGCCUGGAGGAGCUGCACAUCUCCUGGGACUACGUGGUGCAGGUGAUCGUCAGCCAGCCCCCGCCCCCGCCCCCGCAGAACCCCACGCCCGUGGAGAACUAGCGCCCCCUACAGGCCGGGGCGGGGCAAGACUGCGGGACCCCGGGGCUCAGGGUUUUGACUUCAUUACUGAUAGUCCUGUUUUCAGCCCUUUUUGGAAUUUUGCUUCGUUUUAUUUUUUUGAACCUUUCUUCUCCUCCUCACUCACACCCCUCCUUUCUCUUUGUUCUAAACCGUGGGUGCAUACGUGCCUCCCUCAGGACACCAGAAAUCAGGAGGGGGUGUGGGCGAGGGGGGAGGGGUAUGCUUGGAGGGGGCCCACACCUGUUUUUUUUACCUGCUUUCAGGAAGCCCAUCUUUUUGUUUUAUUUGUUGCUGUUGUGUUUUUGAGGAGAAGUGAACAACCAAAAAAGUCUUUAAAAAGUUAACAGUAAAAGAGGGCGGGGAUAAGUGGGCAUCAUGUGACUAUUAAAAAAGACUUUUUAAAAAUCUUUGACAAGUUUUCACUACUCAGAUCAGCUACUCAUCUGAAAGGGAAGACUGUUCACGCGAGCUGAUCCUUCUUUAUCUCAUUUCUUCUGGAGCCAGUGUUCCUGAAAGGGCAAAUGUUCACAGCACAAGGAGAGCAGGCAUCAAUCAGGGCCUGUUGAUCCCAACUUAUUUCUGCUUUGAAGGGGGGUGGGCCGGGGGGUGUGGGGGGUGCAGGGGCGGGGCGGGGAGGGGUGGGGGUGGGGGGGUGGUCAGGACUGCAGUAAUAACUCGUCUACAGUACAGACUGUGUGAACUCCUCACCACCGAGGCAUGCUGGGAUAUGCAGUUCUGGGCAAGUCUGCUGUUGGACUCCAGGUAUAAGGGCCCAGCACAGUGUGUGUGUGUGUGUGUGUGUGUGAGAGACUGUAAGAGUGUAUGACUGAAUGAAUGUGUAUUAGUGGAGUGUACGACUGAAUGAAUGUGUGAAUUUAUGAAUGUGGGGGUGUACCAGACUGGCACAGUACGCAUGCUGGCCUGCAGUCAGAGGUACGGAUGGACGGAGGGAUGGAUGGAUGGAUGGAUGGACGGAGGGAUGGAUGGAUGGAUGGAUGGAGCACUGUGAAAGUAGCCUUUGAAUGGACGGAAUGCAACCCUUUCACACGCCCCUACUAGUGUGUGUUUUUCUUUUAUAUAUUUUCUAAUGAUUUUUAAAGUGUUAAGGCAAAAGGUCUGUACGGGGGGGGCGAAACACAGAAUGUCUAUGCCGCAUAUAAUAUUGCAUAUUUCAGCGUUUGAAAAUGUGCAGAAGUAAACUGAUCAAUAUUUCCA